Molecule: messenger RNA, 10587 nt
Organism: Lethenteron reissneri (Far Eastern brook lamprey)
Lineage: Eukaryota; Metazoa; Chordata; Hyperoartia; Petromyzontiformes; Petromyzontidae
Gene: CLUH
Product: clustered mitochondria homolog
Biological process (GO): organelle organization; intracellular distribution of mitochondria
Cellular component (GO): cytoplasm
Molecular function (GO): mRNA binding; protein binding
Source: RefSeq, a predicted model, not a curated record
AGCCGGCGUCCUUGCGCACGGCGGCGGCUACCCGUGCGGCCCGGCUGCCCGCGUGUCCUUCACAGGUGGGGACGGCUGACGGUGUUCGGCCCACGAGUGGGGAGCAGGCCGCGGGAGGGCCGCUGGGGCGCAUGCCGGACGUGGUGCGGAGCGCAGCGUCGAGGAGGAGCGGCGGCGGCGGCGGUGGGGGAGGCGGCGGUGUUUUUCUGAGGGACACGAAUCCGUUUGUGGGCGACUCGUCGCUCCGCCACCAGGAACCCGACCGGAUCUUGGCGCACGAAGAAAGUGGCUUUGACGACUACGAAGAAGCGUUCUUCCUCUCGCGGAGGCCUCCCGCAGAGCGCCAGACGUCUCUGGGCCGAACGUCCCACGUGUACGGCGCCGCAAACCCCUUCUGCGGUGGCGCGGAGCUGCUGCCGCCCCCCCCGCACUGCUCCGGGGACGGCACGCAGCCGUGCUCGUACGGCAUGGCGGCCUCGGCGCCGGAGUUUUUGCAGCCGUGCGGCAUGGACAACUCGCAGGCGCUGCGCUGCAGGAUGGAGUUUCGGAACGCGUCGCAUCGCGCGGUGGAGCACAAUCCCUUCGCGCAGAACAACUACCAGGCGAUGCAGGAGUGGAGGCAAGCGUUUGAGAAUCCCCCCGCGAAAAAGUACGAGGCAUUCCUGAGUCCCACGAGUUACUGCGCCGCGGGAGACCCGGGUUUCCUCGGAGAUCAGAACAUGAACCGUCCUCAAAAAUCCGCCGUCAACGCCGCCGACAUGCAGUCCUGUGGCUUCUUUGACCCGGCAUGCUGUCAGAUGAAUCAACAUUGCCACGGCGGCUUCAGCUGCAUCAACAAAGACCAGGACGGGGGAGGAGGCUGCUACGAGGGGCGGCCAACCGACUCGUACGGCGACGGCCAGGGCCGCUGUUGCGAGAGCGCCGCGUUCGCGCGGCCGUCGAGCGCCGUGCCUCGGUUGGACCCGGCGACGGCGUACUCGCGCGACGGCUCCGCCGUCUUUUGUGACGUCACGCAGGGGGGCUACGAACCGUGCUCUGCCGACGAUUGCCGGCGCAGAUCCUACAAGGGUGGCGGCGACUCGUUGGAGGGGAGGGCGCCGUUCGAGGACGACGACGAUGACGUCGUCCAUGAUGACGACGCCGAGGACUUGGACCUGGCUCGCUGCGACCGCUGGCAGGUCUACCCCAACCUGCAGCAGUGUCCCACGGCCAGGUGCCAGCGUGACGACGCGUGCGCGCCUCGCCUCGCCACGCCGCUGGCGAAGAAGAUGGGCGGCUUUGCGGGAGGCCCGGUCCUUGGGGGGCACGCGGCGGCCACGGCGGUGGCGACGGGCGGGGACGCUUUGACGGGUCUGGUCGGGUCGCGCGACGGGUGGCGGCGCGCUCCUUCGGUGCCCUCGUUGGGGGACACCUCGGUGGUGGCGGCGGCGGCGGAUCGGGACGGCCGCCGUCGCUCCCCCGCUCGCUGUGACGCGGCGCAGCCGUCUCUGCUGCCACCUGCAGGGGGCAAGGCCAAGAGGAAGCGGAAGAGAAGGCGGGCAGCCUCUUACAGGAAAGCUCACGGGGAGGACGAGGCGCUCGCGAAUGAGGGAGCGCCGGCUCCCGCCGGUGUGGGGGGUGGUGCCCUGGACGCGGGCGCCAGUGCGGCCCAGCCUGACGACCCGGCUCCGGAGUGCGUCUUCACCCUCAAGAUCCACGUGCCCGGAUCGGAGCCCUUCGAGCUGCAGGUGUCGUCGCAGGAGCUGGUGCAGGACAUCCAGCAGGUUCUGAUGGACCGCGAGGAGAGCUGCCACCGCACCUGCUUCUCGCUGCAGCUGGACGGCGCGGCGCUCGACGCCUACUCGGAGCUGCGCGCCGUCGAGGGGCUCGGCGAGGGCUCCCUGCUGCGCGUCGUCGAGGAGCCGUACACCAUCCGGGAAGUGCGCAUCCAUCUCCGUCACGUGCGCGACCUCCUCAAGAGCACCGACCUCUCGGACGCCUACAACGGGCAGGACGGCGUUUCGCUGUCCUUCCUCAACGCCGUCACUGACGGGGACGUGGCCGCGGAAGGCGUGCGUCGCAAGCGCCGCCCAGGCUUUGAGCAGGCCGGCUCGGAGUCCGUGGACUGCACCCCUCCCGAGUACAUCCUUCCGGGCUCGCGGGAACGCCUGCUGUGCCCCCUGCAGCCGCUGCCCCGAGACUACAAGCCUCUGCAGUGCCUGAAGGUGCUGACGACGAGCGGCUGGAACCCCCCGCCGGGGAACCGCCGCAUGCACGGAGACCUCAUGUACCUGUACGUGGUGACGGCUGAGGACCGCCACGUGAGCAUCACCGCCUCCACACGCGGAUUCUACCUCAACCAGUCCACGGCGGAGGUGUUCAACCCGAAGUCGGCGUCCCCCAGCCACCUGUCCCACUCGCUGGUGGAGCUGCUGGCGCUCAUCAGCCCCACGUUCAAGAAGAACUUCGCCAUCCUGCAGAAGAAACGGGUGCAGAGGCACCCGCUGGAGCGCAUGGCCACGCCGUUCCAGGUGUACAGCUGGACGGCCCCGCAGCUGGAGCACACGGUGGACUGCGUGCGAGCGGAGGAGGCCUACACCUCCCGCCUGGGCUACGAGGAGCACAUCCCAGGGCAGACACGCGACUGGAACGAGGAAAUCCAAGCGACGCGAGAGCUUCCUCACAAGAACCUUACCGAGCGAUUGCUGAGAGACCGCGCCAUCUUCAAGGUUCAGAGCGACUUCACGGCGGCGGCGGCGCGCGGCGCCAUGGCGGUGGCGGACGGCAACGUGAUGGCCAUCAACCCCGGGGAGGACGCGCGCACGCAGAUGUUCCUGUGGAACAACAUCUUCUUCAGCCUGGGCUUCGACGUGCGGGACCACUACAAGGCGGUGGGCGGCGACGCGGCGGCGCACGUGGCCCCGGCCCUGGACCUGGCGGGCGUGCGCGCCGUGUCGGCGCUGGACCCCGAGGGGCUGCACGUGCUGGCGACGGCGCUGGUGGACUACCGCGGCUACCGCGUGACGGCGCAGUCGGUGAUCCCCGGCAUCCUGGAGCGCGAGCAGGAGCAGGCCAUCGCCUACGGCUCCCUGGACUUCGGCGCCACCGUCGCCUGCUCCUCGUCGUCCGGCAAGCUCACGACGGCCGCCACCACGCGCAAGUUCACCACGCUGCUGGAGCGAGUCGCCAAGCCGCUGCACAUCCUGCGCCACAAGGUUCUCAACGAGAAAGACGAGGCCGUGGAGCUGUGCUCCUCCGUGGAGUGCAAGGGCAUUGUGGGUAACGACGGCCGCCACUACAUCCUGGACCUGAUCCGCACCUUCCCCCCCGACGCCAACUUCCUGCCGAUGGCCACGCCCGAGGCCACGGACGACGUCCGGGCCGCGGAGGGCGACGGCGAGGAGACGGGGGCGGCGCAGGAGGAGCAGGGGAAGAAGGAGGAGAAAGAGGAGGAUCAGGAGGAGGAGCAGGGGAAGAAGAAGAAGGAGGAGGAGGUUCCGUUCCCGGAGGUGUGCACGAGCCUCGGCUUCCCAAGGGCGCAUCGACACCGCCUGCCCUGCCUGCGUCACGAGCUCGUGGACGCCUUCGUACAGAGCAAGCACCAGCAGUUCAUGCACCUCGCCAUCUCGCAGCACAAGGCGCUCAAGAAGGAAGGCGCAGACGAGGCCCAGGGCACCGACGAUGCGGAGAUGAACGGCCACGACGUAAUGCGCAACGCGUGCCGAGCCGUGGGCUCCGUCAACGACGCGUUCUUCGACAUCCGCUUCAACCCCGACGUCUUCACCCCCACCGUGCGCUUCCCGGAGUCGGAGCGCGAGUCCGUUCAGCACCAGAAGCGGCUGCUGUUCGAGGCGGCCGCCUUCCUCGUCUCGGUGCAGAUGCCGGCGUUUCUGAAGGACUGCAUGGAGCAGCUGGUGGUGCCCAUGGACGGCUCGACGCUGGUGGAGGCUCUGCAUCGGCGUGGGAUCGGGCUGCGCUACCUGGGCACGCUCGCCCGGAUGAUCACUGGCCUGCCCGACGCUCGCACGCUCUCCUACCUCCACAGCCUGGUCAUCGUGGAGAUAAUCACGAGGUCGGCCAAGCACCUUCUCAGGACCUACCUGCAGAACACGGACCUGUCAGGUCUCUCCAUCGCCGUCGCUCACUUCCUCAACUGCUUCCUGAGCGCCUGCUCCAACCCCGGAGCCCCCUCCUCGUCCUCCUCUUUGUCUUCCUCGUCGGGCACCGCAGCCCCGGGCGCCGGGGGUGCGGGAGCCGCGAACAACAACAACUCCUCCGCGUCGAAUGCGCAGGCCUCCGAGGACGCGGCGUCGUCGGCGCCCAAGGGCAAGCGGCGCGGUCGGAGGCGCAACCAGCGCGGGGGUCACGGCGCGGGCACGGACAGCGGCAGCUGGGCCGCACUGUCCCCCCAGCAGCUGUGGAAGAGCAUCCGCACGGAGGCGCGCGAGUACUACGCCAUCGACCUCGAGUGUGAUGGCGUGGACCAGGCCCUGGAGAAGUACGGAAUCCAGAAGCUCGCGCUCCUGCGGGAGAUCUGCCUCAAGGGGGGCAUCCAGGUGCUGCUCCGGGAGUACAACUUCGAGGGGCGGCACAAGGCGACCUUCACGGAGGAGGACAUCCUCAACAUGUUCCCGGUGGUGAAGCACCUGGACGCGCGCGCCACGGACGCGCAGCGCAUCUUCCAGACCGCCCAGGCGCACAUACAGCAGGGCUUCUUCAAGGAGGGCUGCACGCAGCUGGGGGAGGCGCUGAACCUCUACAACGGCGUGUACGGCGCACUGCACGCCGAGAUCAUCGCCUGCCUGCGUCUCCUCGCGCGCCUCCACUACAUCCUGGGCGACCACGGAGAGGCUCUGAGCUGCCAAGAGAAAGCCACCAUGAUGAGCGAGCGAGUCCUCGGCAUCGACAGCCCGUACACCAUCCAGGAAUACAUGAACUUUGCCCUCUACUGCUUCACGAACGCGCACAUCUCGGCCGCGCUGAAGCUCCUCUACCGCGGGCGCUACCUCGCGCUGCUGCUCGUGGGAGAGGACCACCCGCAGAUGGCCGUUUUCGACAGUAACAUCGGGCUGAUGCUGCACGGGGUGAGCGAGUACGAGCUGGCGCUGCGCUUCCUCGAGAAGGCGCAUGGCACCAACGUCAAGUACGCCGGCGGCAAGUGCCUCCGUGCCGCGCUCAGCCACCACCUGCUGGCUCGCGUCUUCUCAAGCAAGGGAGACUUCCGCUCGGCGCUGCAGCACGAGAAGGAGACGUACACCAUCUACAAGGCGCAGUUCGGGGACGUGCACGAGAAGACCGUGGGUAGCUCCGAGUACCUGAAGCACCUGACCCAGCAGGCGGUGGCUCUGCAGAGAACCAUGAACGAGAUUUACAAGAACGGGGCCAAGCCCAGCAUCGCACCCCCGCAGAUCUCGGCGCCGAGCAUGCAGAACAUCCUGGAGCUGCUCAACGCCGUCAACGGGAUCGUACUGCCAACGCUCGGGCGGGACGACAUCAUUAAGCUGAAGGCCGAGGUGCAGCAGCUGGAGGCGAUGGUGACCUCGCACAAGCAGGCCUUCUCGGAGAAGGGCUUCGUGAUGCCGGAAGACGAAGCGGCCGACGACGACGAUGCCGCCGCCGCCGCCACCUCCUCCUCGGCGGAGGCCGCAGCCAACGGAGUGGCGGCCGCAAACGGAGACUCCCAUGAGCCCGAGCGGCUGGAGCAAGACGAGGGCGUGCAGACGGCAGAGGCGUCCGCCGCGAACAGCUAAAAAACGCACGUUUUAUAAUUAUUUAAAAGAACCUCCGCCCCUCCCCCCCCCCUCGGAAAAGAAAUACAAAUACCAACGAUGUGUAUUGCAGAAUUUGCGGAGGGCCCAAGUGGUGUGUCUGUGAGAGAGAGAGAUAGUGAAGUGUGCGCCCGAGGGCUUUUUCUUUGUUUAUUUUUGUUUGUUAGAUUUAGCAAGCGGCACUUGUUGAAAUGCUUUGGCUGAGGCGUGCCAGCCAUUAAAUACAAUGAAACGAUAACGAUCGUGUUAUACGAAAGAGAAAAAAUCCUUUAAUUUAACAGAUUAAGCAACAACAAAAACCCGUUGUCAUAUCUUGCCGAUGUUGCUAAUUGCUACGAAUUAUUGCUUGGUGAUGGAAUCCUUAUACUUUUGUAUGUGCUGGAGAGAAUUUAAAAACCUUAAUGGCUUUAAUUAACAUACCUUUAUGUACGUGUGUAUGUAUGUUGAACUUCUUUUGCACCGCACAUGGCCAACCGUGCUAAUCGGAGGUCCGGUGGACGGACAACAAACUAAACCCAGAGCAGUUCUAAAUAAAUUCGUUUUCAAUGUAUCAACUGCUAGGCAGUGUUAAACAUUUGAACUCAAUUGCAGGCUUCUGUGAGUGGUGUGGGCUCUUUAAAUGUGUUCGUUGUUGCUUGAAAAAUUCGGUCUUCGCUAAGUCCGGAUGCUUGCUUGCUUACUUGGGAAAGAAAAAGCUUAAUCGCAAGUAGAAUUAAAAAACUGAUAGAAUAAUAAUUUUAAAGUCAACUGUUGAGCCCAUUAGAUAUAUUCAAUUGAAUUUACGGCAAAAAAACGAAGAGUUAUCGUUACAUCAGUUACUACGGAUAUCGCUUACAUCGCGCAGAGUUGAACGUUUCGGGGGUGGAGGUUUGCGAUUUAAAAUGUUGAAGUCAAAACAUUGUACUUUUUGAUACAGAUCAAAUCACCAUUUGCAAAUAUGAAACGAUACCAAGAAUUAAGCGUCGCGUGAAUACUGACAUCAAAAAUCGAGCACAGUUCGGUUGAGAUGGCGUCUCCCCGGUCCGUGAUAACCGAAGCGUUAGUUCUGUCACCGCUGCCGCGGAUGACUGCAAGUGCUCGAAUGUUGGGAUGACAUUGAGGUGAGACGGGAGAGCGUCCAGGGGGGUUGGUGCGACUGUGGUUGUGCUCCCUGUGUGGAGCGGGUGCGGGCCGUUGCGAUUGCACAGUUUUAUUUCUUUCGUUGCCCCCCCCCCCAUGGUGGAACGUGUGCCCCCUUGAGCUCGAUGGGACGCGUUAAAAGGUUUCCAAACACAACGGCCGUACGCACGGCGUAAACGGGUCUUCCCCGCCCGAACUGCACGCGUUGGAGGAAUGUACUGGAGCGUAAUUCGUUUCGGGGUCGGUGCGUGCGUGUGACCUUUAGGAUUAAGACAAUCGGUUGAACGUGUGGACACCUUUGCUGUAAAAUUGCCUAACUCGUUAAGGGGUUAUACACCCGCAAACGAUUACCCAAAUCCGUUGACUUCCAAAUUCUACAUUUUACGUUUGUGUACUGAUAAUCAGACCCGCGCAACUGUUUACCAUUCACUCAUGUAUAUUAGAUAACAGUACAGCGUACAUUGUCUCGUAUAAUCCUGCCGUGUAUGUACAUUGCACACGCAAAGUCAUUCUCCUGUUCGCAGGCACGUAUAAGUCAUAAACAGAAGGCCCCCAUGGGUCAUAUUUGUUCCAGGGUCUGUCAAAAACAAAAAUCUUAUUUCAAAAGGAACGUUCAGGAGCACCUGAAUCUCGGGGGCCUUCAGAGUGCCAGCGCAUCACAAUUGACAUCUCCGGAAAGAGUAUUACGUUAUGAGUUAGCCCAGCAGCCUUGUGGGGUGCGGCGAGUGUCGUGAAGAGCCGUUGGGUACAGCGGAGGAGUGUGGAGCGGGGGGGGGGUUCAUCCGUCCGUGCGUGUCAAGUUGUGGGCUGGCCACUAACCCCCCCUACCCCCCCCCCCCCAGGUGUGUAAUGUUUGUCUCACAUGGUGUGGCUGAGCCGUGCUAAUAAUGAAUAAAGUGGUGUGGGUCACGGCUACACGCGUACUCUGCUUGGGCUUGCCUUCACCGCGCAAGUGACAGACGCCGCUGGCUUGAGGUCCACUUUGCCUGCAUUCACGUUGCCAGUUUGAAAUGCACGUGUACAUAAUAGGGGGGCAUGCCCCCCUUUUCCCACCCCAUAACGAUCGCCACCAUGGCUACAAGAGCAGUAAUGUUUCCCACCGCCUCCCCCCCCCGGAAAUUUGUACGAGUUUUCACGAUCAAAUGCCCAAGCUGCCAUUUCACAAUCGGUUAUAUAUAUUUUGUGUCCUGUUGUAUUUUUACCGAUGAGUUUGCAAAUUGUUUUAUCUUCACAGUGUUCGUCGUCGCGCGAGCACAACUGCAAGCGUCGCAGCGUAUCGUUUUUUUUUACGUCACACUUAAAUCGGAACAUUUGCUCUCUUGCGCACGCCCACGAUUCGGCGCGUGAAUCGUGAACUUUUGGACCAGUGGUUCUCAAAGUGGUGAUCACCCCCGCACCACCGGCGAGGUAUCUGCCACGUCCCUCCAGGGUGGGGCCUCCAGGUGGGCCCGCGGUGGCUCGAGCCGGUCAAUAAUGACAACGUUCAAUACCUUUUAUUUUAUUUUGGACAUUAAUAUUUUACUUAUUUAAUAAAAAAAAUGGAACUUGGGAUAAACUUACCCCGCUUUUGAACUACCCUAAGAUAUAAAUGGCCACCCCUAAAAAAAAAAACCCGCUAUAGUUUUUUUUCCGGUAAUAUAAAUCGCUUUUGUAUUACUAGUAUUUAGAUAAGCGAAUGUGUUUUGUCACCAGGGGUGAUGGUUGGGUGGGGGGGGUCCGGUGGCUGGGAUGGUCCGUGGGGAAUGUAUGCAUGGGCUGAGUGGACCGUGGGCCAAGCAACCCAACUCUUGAGAAACACUCCCGUUGAAGAAUCAAUGUGAACGGGGCUUUCGGGGGGGGGGGGGGGGUGCCACGUUGAAACAGGUCGAAGGAAAACGGAACGAGCCGCGGCUGCUGUUGGGGAUAUUUCGUCCUCCCUCCCUUCUCCCCCCAGUUCGAGGCCACGUGUUCUAUCCCCACGUCUAUAAUCUUCUGUGCGGUGUCAACGCUGCGACGCGUCGCGAUUUCGCAAAUGUCUGUCCAUGUGUUUUGUUCAGGGUCUCUUCUCCCCCCACCCCACCCCCCUCAAGUCUCUGCCGACGUUCACAAAUCUGUUCGUUGGCUGCCUGGCACUGCGACUUGCACACUUGCACAUUUGCGCGCGUGAACGUGCCCACGGUGUGCACGUGCAGCACGCCGGAACCUCGAGGGCUAGUUCUGAACGAGGGCACACUUGCUAACGGGUUAUCGGGCUAUUUCUUCGGACAUCUGAAUGUUAACGCGUCUGUAUUUAUGGGGUUGAUGGUUUGUGGGACUUGGCUGUGGCUACUAAUGUAAUGGGGUGUUGUUGUUUUUUUUGCUCCCCCAUGAGAAAAAUUUGGUGAAUAUUUUUUGUUUGUUUAAGGGGGCUGAUAUUUGGGUGUGAUGUUGGCAAAACGGCGCAAGGAAUCCGCUUUGGAACGGGGCGUGGGUGGCGGUGUGGAGGUCAAUCACGGGGCGGGGGGGGGGUCCCCCCUUCCAGUGAACAUAUCCACACAGGAUGGAUUCUGCUCGACACGGCUAAUUGAGAGCACCGGUUUGUCGUCACUGCUGCAGCCAAUAGAGAAACUGUUCUACCCAUCCGGGAAGGGGGGGGGGGGGUGAGACUUUAAUUUCGACUGUGGCGAGGGACACCUUUGUGUGCGUUCGACGGCUUGGUAGAGGGAGAGAGAGACGCGGCGUUGUGCACGUAUCUCCAUAGCUCAAAAGCAAAAAAAAACCGUAAGCAUGUUUUGUCUGAUUUUGCAAUGAGAGUUGGGGUUUUGGCGGCGGUGGUGGUGGUGUAUUUUGUGUGCGUGGAACGAGGGCCUUAACGGCAAAGCGGUGUGAGGCCCUGGAACAGCAUUGAAGCGGUCGACCCAUCCCCAAGAGGACCGGGGCGUGGGGGGUGAUGGUGGCAUCGUAGGUUUCUUGUGUCGGAGAACACUUGCAACUGCUGCGACACAAGCUGCUCACUCCCGCAAAGCUGUAAAUGCUCUCUGAUGGGUGCAUUGUCCUUGUACUGUUCGCCGUUUGACGUUCUCUGGUCCGACGCUGGUAGUUGAGACACUAGGCCAUGAAUAAGGCUGUUGUUGUCUCUGGUGGAGGCCACAGACUGCGAAUAUUGUCAGAGCAAUGUUUGUUUGCAUGCGUGUGUGGUGGAUGCAGACUUGAUUUCUUGAUUAAAGGUUUCUGUGUGGUGUUCGAACAUCUUGGCAUCUGUUUUGUUGCCAGCAAGGGUAAAACGUAUCAUUAUUUUUCUUACUUUGAUACUGGCAAAAAGGUCCCAUGAUACUUACAGGUUGUGUACACAAAAAAAACCCGAAAUAAUUGUGCGGCUUGACUACCCCUGUUCAUUAUCCCGCCCAGAGCAGUCUGAAAAAUAGUGUGACUGAUGUUUUUGUGUGCGAUUUUUUUGUAAAUGCGUUUUUAUUUGCUCGACGUCUCAUCUGAUGCUGGGGGGCCAUGCGGUCUGCCCCACGUGGAUUUGAAACCUUAUCGCCCACAGGGAGGCGCAAAGUAAGCAAUAAAUGAACGGCAUGCGUGUCCACGACCACCACAAGGCCCUAUGAGCACUCCAUUAAGACCGCAGUGGCACCAAACAUCGAAUGCGUAUUCGAGGUGUUUUUAGUCGUGCAUACCCAUUAUUACAACAGUCAGCGCUAGUAUCCUCCGAAGAAAUCCCACCGAGAAAUGUAGGGGGGGGGGGGGGGCAACCCCUCCA